This is a messenger RNA of Panonychus citri (citrus red mite), 726 nucleotides long. RefSeq names its product cytochrome c oxidase subunit 5A, mitochondrial-like (gene COX5A). The transcript has 3 exons. Gene Ontology annotation, cellular component: mitochondrial inner membrane. Bases 121 to 609 code for a protein of 162 amino acids. Gene Ontology annotation, biological process: mitochondrial electron transport, cytochrome c to oxygen. Lineage: Eukaryota; Metazoa; Arthropoda; Arachnida; Trombidiformes; Tetranychidae. The record is from RefSeq and is a predicted model, not a curated record.
CGAUAGUAUCGGUUAAACAGUUGGUCAUUAAUUUCAGUUUUUCUUGUUGGUGAUUAGUUACUUUUUUAAUUGUUAUUCGUUAAUUGUAAAAUUAUUUCAGGUUCAAUUCUAAAUUGAAUAAUGUUCAGGACACUUAUUUCAAUCGCAAGACUACCAGUUAGGCCCAAGGUUUCCACUCUUUUCAAUCAAACCCGAUUAUUGGCACACCAAAAGCCACCGGAAGGUUCGUCAGCAAUUUACAAGCCACCUCAUGAUGUAGAAGAGACAGACGAAGAAUUUGAUAAUAGAUAUUACCAAUAUUUCUCCAGACCCGAUAUUGAUGGUUGGGAGAUCCGAAAAGCUUUCAACGAUUUGAUGGGAAUGGAUCUUAUACCCGAACCUAGGAUUAUCGAAGCAGCUUUAAGAGCUUGUCGUCGAGUUAAUGAUCAUUCACUGUGUGUUCGAUACUUGGAGGCCGUUAAAUGGAAGGCAGACAAUCACGAUAAGGAUAUUUAUCCCUACUUGUUACAAGAAUUGAAGCCAGUUUUGGAAGAACUUGGAAUCAGUACCCCUGAGAAUCUUGGUUAUGAUAAACCUGAAUUAGCUUUAAGAAGCCCAGAUUUUUAUUAGAAAAAAUUUAAAGAACGUCUGAUGAUCGGAUUAAUAAGUACUAAUUCACUGUCAGCAGUCAUCAGAGGAAGUUGAUUGUCUCGGUAAUAAUUGAUUAAAUGAGUGACACUAUCGAAA